Molecule: messenger RNA, 1282 nt
Organism: Polyodon spathula (Mississippi paddlefish)
Lineage: Eukaryota; Metazoa; Chordata; Actinopteri; Acipenseriformes; Polyodontidae
Product: ubiquilin-4-like
Exons: 7
Coding region: 53-1267 (404 amino acids)
Biological process (GO): ubiquitin-dependent protein catabolic process
Cellular component (GO): cytosol
Molecular function (GO): polyubiquitin modification-dependent protein binding
Source: RefSeq, a predicted model, not a curated record
UCUCUAACGCCCAGCUGGUUUCGGGGACCUGGCUAGUCUGGGCAGCCUGGGCAUGGGCUCUGCUAACUUCAUGGAGCUGCAGCAGCAGAUGCAGCGUCAGCUCAUGUCUAGUCCGGAGAUGCUGUCCCAGAUCAUGGAGAACCCGCUGGUGCAGAACAUGAUGUCCAACCCAGACCUCAUGCGCCAGAUGAUCGUCGCCAACCCCCAGAUGCAGCAGCUGAUGGAGCGCAACCCCGAAAUCAGCCACAUGCUCAACAACCCUGAGCUUAUGAGGCAGACGAUGGAGUUGGCGCGGAACCCAGCGAUGAUGCAGGAGAUGAUGAGGAACCAGGACAGGGCGCUCAGUAACCUGGAGAGCAUACCAGGGGGCUACAACGCGCUGCGCAGGAUGUACACAGACAUACAGGAGCCCAUGUUCAGCGCGGCCCGGGAGCAGUUUGGUAACAAUCCCUUCUCUGCACUGGGAGGGAACGCGGAAGGAUCAGGAGUCCAGCCGCAGAGGACAGAGAACAGGGAGCCCCUCCCCAACCCCUGGGGUCCCCCCGGCACUGCGGCCCCCACAUCGAGCACAGAGGGAGAAGGGGGCACCACCCCCACCCCCCAGAGCGGGACCACUCCCAGCAUCUCCAACCCCCUGGGCAUCAACUCAGCCAGCCUGGGCAACGGCAUGUUUAACAGCCCUGGCAUGCAGAGCCUGCUGCAGCAGAUCUCAGAGAGCCCUCAGCUCAUGCAGAACAUGCUGUCGGCUCCCUACAUGCGCAGCAUGAUGCAGUCCCUGGCACAGAACCCCGACUUCGCAGCGCAGGUGAUGGUGAAUAACCCCCUGUUUGCCGGGAAUCCACAGCUUCAGGAGCAGUUCCGACACCAGCUCCCGGUCUUUCUACAGCAGAUGCAGAAUCCUGAGGCGCUCUCUGUGAUGACAAACCCCCGGGCUAUGCAGGCUCUGCUCCAGAUCCAGCAGGGGCUCCAGACACUGCAGACGGAGGCACCAGGGCUCAUGCCAAGCCUCACCCCCGGAGGUUUGCCGACAGUCCCCCUGCCCACAGGUGGCAGCGUGGCCCCCGAGAGCCCGGCGUCCACAGGGACGGGCUCCACCACUGGCCCCUCCCCAGCCGGCGGCCCCCCCAGCUCCCAGCAGCAGCUCAUGCAGCAGAUGCUGCAGAUGUUUGCGGGAGGCAGCGGUGCAGCGGUACGGAGUUCAACAUUACAAAUAUGCAGCUUAAAUCAGGACUGCGUUAAGCAUGUCUGUCACACUCAAGAGCACUGAAUUUAGAAGUACUGA